Molecule: messenger RNA, 4305 nt
Organism: Polyodon spathula (Mississippi paddlefish)
Lineage: Eukaryota; Metazoa; Chordata; Actinopteri; Acipenseriformes; Polyodontidae
Gene: npm2a
Product: nucleophosmin/nucleoplasmin, 2a
Exons: 7
Coding region: 266-805 (179 amino acids)
Biological process (GO): chromatin remodeling
Cellular component (GO): nucleolus; nucleoplasm; cytoplasm
Molecular function (GO): chromatin binding; RNA binding; histone binding
Source: RefSeq, a predicted model, not a curated record
UGGGAGUCUUAUUUCCAUCCCAGGGUACCUGGGAUCCCAGGUAAUCAUGGAGAAACCUCAACAUGCUAAUUGAUCUCCAAAUUGUUUUCCAAAGCAUAUAGACAGUGAAUAAAGAACCUCUGCUUUGCAAUUGUAUGUUAACCAGGUACCUACAUUGUCAGUUCUUGUUUACAGUCAGAAGAGGGCCAAUCAGAAGUAGGCUGCCUGGAAGUGGACUGCAUUGCGGUUGGUUAACCUGAGGAGCACAUCAUCAUCGUCAUCAUCAAUGGAUGGUGAUUGGCUGAUCGGAAGAAGCAGACAUUGGCGAUUAGCUGGACCUAGCUCCACCCUUCUCAGAAGCAGCAGCAGCCACCCUGUGGGGAAGCCCUCCCUGCAUUCUGGGAUGGAUCCUUUCAACUUCUCCGCCAUCUCCUCCACGCAGGAGGACCCGGUCUGCGUCUUGUGGGGAUGCGAGCUGACUGGAGGAGCGAGGAAGUUUGUGUUCGAGGUUCAGAAUGACCUGUUGGAACACCAGCUCUUCAUUAAAACGAUCUGCCUGGGUGCCGAGGCGAAGGAUGAGCUGCAUGUGGUAGAGGUCGAGGCCAAAAUCACCCACAACGACCGGCCCGUCCCCAUCGCCUCGCUGCGGCCCUCCGUGCUCCCCAUGGUCAGUUUCUAUGGUCUGGAACUCGUGCCUCCUGUAACCUUUAACCUCCGGUCUGGGGAGGGUCCUGUCUACAUCUCUGGACAGCACUUGGUUUUGGACCUGGAUGUGGGAGAGGAAGCUGAGGAGGAAGAGCGUCCAGUCAACUCCAGUCUGUGUUGAGAGGUCGUGCAAGACUCCUGCUGCACUGGCAGAUUCAUAAUAUAUAUUAUAUAAAUAUUAUACACACACCACACCAUGUAUUUAAAAAAAUAAAAAUAAAAUAAAAAAAAUUCCAAUAAAGCGUAUUAUUGUGUGAAAAAGCACGCCUUUGUCUCUCUACGGAUUUCAAAAGCGGGAGAAACACUUAAUUUGUGCAUCAUUCAAUAACAAAUAACUGUAAAUAAAUAACUAUAUUCACAGUGGAAAAUACAAAACCCAAAAUGACGUAUUUCACUAAUUCGCCUGCACACACUGGUGUUUUAAUCACUUCAUUGGAGCCGGGGGUGCACCUGUGUAGAAUUGCCAUGACGACCGCAGCACGCCAGGAGGGACUGUUGCUGGGCAACCACCUGUAAACAACCCCAGCUGCGCCGGACCGCAGAGAGAGAAUGGACUGGGGCAUCCGGAACCGAGGCGAAAUGCAAAGACAGGAGCGGGUCUGUUAGUUUUAGCAGCAGCUGCUUUGUAUUUAUUAUUUUUCGCAUGAAGGAAUGUCGGCUCUUUUGUCAUUCGCGGAUACCCCCACAGCCCAGCCCGGCGAGGAGGAACGGUUAUCUCGGGCUUUCUUAAGACAGGCGCGCCGAGAAGGCGUUGCUUUGGGCCACAGGUAAGUGCCGAGGGAAGACUUGCAGUGUUAGGGUUGCCGCAAUUUACGUUUAGGAUUUUGCUUAGGUUACCUCAAAGUAGGUUUGUUUAUUAAUUAUUCAUUUAGCCUUAUGAUGUACACAACAGUCUGGUCCGCAUUGAGACCACCUUGCAUGCAAUUUCAAACCAGACCUCAUUUUCUGGAACGCAGCAAGACGGCUACAGAAACUCUUCUACUGUUUUUCUGCCUCUGCCAAAUCUUUGCAAUUUUGUUUUUCGCCUGUCCUCCUCUUCAGGGUACCUGAAUGAGGAGGGGCACGGCUCUCUGCUCCCAAUGACCAGGAAGGUCGUGCUACAGAUCUGCAGUGACCCCACUCUGACCCUGGAUUACCUCCCUACCGUCGGGCUCCCAGAAUUCAUCAGGAGCGCCACGGAGCUGGCGCUGGGCCGAGACAGUCUAGCCAUACGGGAAAACAGGGUAGCGGCCCUGGGAGCAACUCUGCUUCUAUUUUGUUUAAAGCCAGGGUUUGUAGCAGUGUUCCUCAAGCUGUGCCUUGCGGCUGGUGUGUGCCCGCGAAAGCAAAGUAUGUGACUGAAUAUCGUGAAUACAGUGCUGAUCUAUUGGGAGGGGGAGACUAAAGUCAUUAUGUCAGUGCUCAGAGUCUCUGCUCAAUGCAUUUGAGAAGUUGUGUUUGCAGCUUUUUUAUUUCACAUUUUGCAAUAGGCAGUUGGUUAAUGUCAAGAGAGAGAUCUGAUCAUGCCGUGGAACAGGGGGCUCCAGCCCUGGUCCUGGAGAGUGGCUGUGGCUGCUGCUUUUCGUUUCAACCAAUCUGUUACUUAAUUGAACCAGUUUAUUGGCUUAAUCAAGAUUAACAGAUGUUCCAGAUCUUUAGCUACUGAUGUAAAGACACUUGUAAAACCUGCUGGAUAGAGGCUCCCCAGGACCAGGGUUGGAAACCCCUGCUCUGGAACUUAUAAGAAAUGCGCUAAUGUACCAAUUGGCAACUUUUGAGGAUCACUGUUUAUUUUUCCUAAUUUGCAUCCUUUUUUUCUUUAAAUGAGAGCGCCAGCUUUAAGCAGCAUCAUCAUCUUUUAGUAUUUGUCACAUCGCCUAACCCAACAUGCUGAAGACUGGAGUUGUUGAAAGAUGGUGCUGAUUGGCUGAUAUCUGGUCUUGUAGGCGGGAGGAGUGCAGAUAUUGGGCGGGACCGGUGCAAUACGUCUAGGGGCGGAGCUGCUGCAGUGCUGGUACAAUGUGGGCGGGGCCAGGUGUGGACUGGUCUACCUCUCGUCUCCCAGCGGGGGCAAGUGAAGUUGGUAAUUGCUUUGACCUGUUUUACUUUUAGUUCAGAAGUGCACAUGCAAGAUUUUUUUGCAGUUGUGUGCGCGUGGCUGCUUUUUUUUUUUUUUCUGCCCAAGUUCCGAUGGCGUGACCACCGCCCCUCCUGUCAGGAUCUGUGGCCGCUACUCUGCAGGGGACUGGGAUCAGAGAUAUCCGCUCCUAUCGAUACUGGGACCCUUACGAGAAGGACUUUGCUGUGGCGCCCCUACUCCACAGCACAGUAGACCCAGUAGACCCCGCCCCCUCAAUGUUCAUGCAUGUGUGCAUCUCAUUGCAUGUGUCUCUGUGUGUGUGCAUGACUCUAGUGGAGUGCGCCUCGGUCAGUGUGUCUGGCUCUUUCUGUCCCUGCAGGACGCUCUGGAGCAGUCUGUCAUCAUGCUCUAUGCCUCGGCUCACUGUCCCACAGGGGCUGAACCCUCCCACUCUGACUGGAAGCAGAUUGCAGAGGUCAUGAUGGUGAGAGAGUCGCAGAGACAGAGUUGUUCUGCACAAACUCUCCUCUGUUCUCUCAAAAGCGUAGCCCUUGCCAGAGCUCUAGUUUUGUAUAUACUGAGACGAUUGACAUGAUCUUUUACAGGGAGCAAUUAGUGCAGACAGUGCCUGGAGUUUCUCUGGAAAAGUUGAAGUCAGUAAAGCUUUUCUUUGAUACCUGCGAGGAGGACAAGGUCAGACUUCACAUGUAUAACUGAUCUUGUCAACUUGUGUUUUUUUUUUUUUAUUUUUUCUCACAUAAAUAUAUACAUUUUGGACGUCGUACAAUAAUCAUGUCAGCUCAUGAAAUAUACAAAGAGGAAAGUGUACUGCAUGAACUGACAUUCUCUCUCUACACAGAGGCGUCGGCUCUUUCCUUUCCUCCUGCUCCCCUCUCGGGGUCUGUGUUGGGGAGACCCUGCACAGGAUGCCUGGUCUCUCCGCUACUUUGUCUCACUCGGGUUCAAGCUGCUCUGCGCGUAGUCGUUCUCCACAAACUUUGGGCUCUACAGUGAGUGAGCUCCAGUGUGCGUCUUCCAUCCCGCUGUGAAGCUCUGUGGCAGGACAUGUGCAAGUGCUGAAAGAAGCUAGAGACAUUCCUGAAGCCGAUGAAGACGUCUUGUCGUAGUUAGUUUGUAGUUUGGAGCAGAGUGCAACUGUGUAAUGUUUAUACAGAACAACUGCAAGGGACCAAUACAAACAUAAUAUACGAGAUGUUGUAUAGGGAUGGAAAUAAGACUCCCAUUGCAUAGCAGUUUGAUCCAUUCCAGGUCUGGCUUUGAUCUUAAGACCCACCAGUGCUUGUUACCUGUGUACACCAUUGCUAACCAUGUGCAUAGUAAAAGCUGGAAUGGCUCAAAAUGAUAUGCAGUAGGAGUCUUAUUUCCAUGCCUGUUUUAAAUGUACUGAUGGUGUGUGUAGAUAGAUAUAGUUAAUGGGGGUACAAAGCUUAGUAGAAAUGUCAAACGUUCAUAGCCUGAUUCAUCCCGCCCCACCUCUCCAGGUGAUCGUGUGGGAUGCCUUCUAUUGGUCCUGAAGCACAGCUCUCUUCUCCUGGCUGUCC